UAUCUUAUCUGUGGUAGUACAUAAUAAGUAGUUUACAGAAAUAUGAACAUAAUCGAAAUAGUCUGUCGUUAAAACAUUAAUAAAAUUAAGAUGUUUUAGUACAAUUACUUUAAAUUUAACUUCUCAAUCUUAUAGGUCAAUGACUUAUUAUUUUAAGUGACAUUCAAAUCUAUCGACUGCUAUGUUAUUUUUAUGAUUUAAAAAUUAAGUAGUUGUUUUUUCAAAGAUAAAACCUAAUAUUGGAAGUUUAUGUAAGAAUUUUUAUAAUAGUUCUUAACAUUCUUUACUUCUUUUAUUGAUUUUAUUUCAAAUGGCCGAAAAAGCUGCUCAUCAUACUACAACUGUUGUAACAUGUCCAUCAAUUUUUGAAGUUAUUGCUCAAGAAAGUUUAUCAGCUACUAUUUAUCCAGCACUAAAAAAACUGGUUGAUUAUAUAAAUCUUAAGAAUUCAAACAAAUGUAUUUGGUUAGUUCAGUACUUCGAUGAAGUUUACUUAAUCUUCAAUAGUUUAUGUCAAUUAUAUUAUUUAAAAACAUAUGGAGGAACAUUUUCAGAGAAUUUUUAUGAUUUAACUAGAGUUAGGCAACCUAGCAACUUGAGAUCCGCUCAAAAGCAACUUUUAUUCAAUUUAGCAUUGACUGUUUGUGUUCCUUAUUUACGGAUUAAAUUGGAAACUUAUAUUACCAACUCGAAAACAAAGCAUAAUACUCAGCUUUUAGAUAAAUAUAUUAUUAUUUUAAAUAAAAUUGUAUAUACUACUUGGGAAUUAUUAUGUUUGAUAUAUUAUUUAAAAUAUUUAACUGGUAUUAGCCAAACACAUUCUCCUUUAUUUGAUGUGGCAGGAAUUAAAUUAACUUAUAAAAAUUAUGCAUCAAGAAAAAAUGAUACAAUUCAUCAAUUAAGUAUUCGAGAAUGUAUAAAAAGCUAUUUGCACUAUGGGAUAUCGCAUUCACUGGAAUUGAGUGCAUUUUUCUUGCAAUUUUUAAAUUGGUGGCAUUCAGAAAAUUUACAAUCAAAAUUUAUUGCAUACCCUAUACCAUAUCCUCCAAAAAUAAAUGAAAAGUACAUUUCUGUCAACAAAUCAUCUAAUUGUCCUAUUUGUAUGAAUGAAAAAAAAAUGCCUACAGCUCUUAGGGUUUCAGGGUUUGUGUUUUGCUAUAAAUGUUUACAUAAAUCACUUAUGAUGGAUUCAAGAUGCCCAGUUACCAAAUUACCAGCAACAAUGCAAGAUAUGAUAAGAGUGUAUUCUGAAAAUAAUUGAUUGUAUAUUUAUUUUUAUAAGUAAUAAACUUUUAUUCUUUAUAUAAUGGAAUUAAAUACAUUUUUAAUAAGUA
Daktulosphaira vitifoliae (grape phylloxera) is the source of this 1334-nucleotide messenger RNA. RefSeq names its product peroxisome assembly protein 12-like. Gene Ontology annotation, cellular component: peroxisomal importomer complex; peroxisomal membrane. Gene Ontology annotation, molecular function: protein binding; zinc ion binding; ubiquitin-protein transferase activity. Bases 311 to 1261 code for a protein of 316 amino acids. Gene Ontology annotation, biological process: protein import into peroxisome matrix; protein monoubiquitination. The record is from RefSeq and is a predicted model, not a curated record. The transcript is spliced from 7 exons. NCBI's taxonomy places the organism in Eukaryota, Metazoa, Arthropoda, Insecta, Hemiptera, Phylloxeridae.